AUGAGCUUCACAGAAACUCAGAGUUUCGGAAGGUUUCUGGUGCUCCUGUGUUUCUCUUUGAUAAUAACAAUCUCAUCUGGAGCCACCACCAUUUCUGCGAACCAGCCUCUGUCUGGAGACUACACAAUAAUAUCUGAAGGUGAACAGUUUGAGCUGGGUUUCUUCAAACCAGGUAACUCUGCCAACUAUUACAUAGGCAUUUGGUAUAAGAAGAUCAAGUCCAAUCCUCUUUCCAUAGUUUGGGUGGCAAACAGAGAAACACCCGUCUCUGAUAGAUUCCGUUCAGAACUAAAAAUCAUUGAUGGGAAUUUGGUGCUCUUGAAUGAGUCCAAGUCCCAGAUUUGGUCCACAAAUGUCUCCUCCACCACCACUUUGAAGUCUGCAAUAGCUGUUAUUCUUGAUGAUGGUAACUUAGUUUUGAGAGACUCCAGUUCAAAUUCAGUUGAACCUGCAGUUUGGCAAAGUUUUGACCAUCCAACUCAUACUUGGUUGCCUGGUGCUAAACUUGGUUAUGAUAAAAGAACUAAAAAGAGCCAGCGUCUUACAUCAUGGAGAAGCAACGAAGAUCCUGCUGUUGGACUCUUCUCAGCUGAACUUCAUCCAUCAGGUAAAGAGUAUGUAUUCAAGUGGAAUGGCUCCCAACAAUAUUGGACAAGUGGGGCUUGGGAUGGGAAAGCAUUUUAUUUAGUACCGGAAACAAGGUUGGAUUACAAUUACAUAUACAGUUACCAUGAAAAUGCGAACGAGAGUUACUUCAUUUAUUCUGUGCAGUCUGGAUCACCUUUUUGUAAUUGCUUGACUGGCUUCAAUCCUAGAUCAGAGAGUGAUUGGAAUCACAGUGAUUUCUCUAGUGGAUGUGUGAGAAAAACCGAUCUGCAGUGUGGGAGAAGCACGGAAAAGCAAGAUUUUCUCAAGAUUAUGGUCAAGAAUCUGCCUCCAAACAACUCUGUGGCAGCUGGGAAUGCUGGAGAAUGUCGUACCACCUGUUUGAAUGAUUGCUUUUGUAAUGCUUACUCUUUUGUGGGUACUCAAUGUUUAGUUUGGAAUGGAGAUCUCUUGAACCUAUCAGAAGACGAUGGUAGUGGGAAUACAAUCUACAUUAAAGUUGCUUCUAAGGAUCUUCCUCAUCCUAAAAAGAGUAAUCUGAUCACGGCCGGUGUUAUUGAGGGGUUGGUGGGAGGUACGGUUCUUGCCUUGGGUCUAAUUUUGGUUUUAUUCUAUGUAAAAAAGAGGGUAUCGGUGGGAAAGACAGAAAUGGUGGGAUCACUGGUGGCGUUUGUCUACAAAGAUUUGCAAAUAGCCACCAAAAAUUUCUCUAACAAACUGGGAGAAGGUGGUUUUGGUUCGGUUUUCAAAGGGGUACUGCAUGAUUCGUCGAUUGUGGCAGUGAAAAAGCUUGAAAGCAUCAGCCAAGGAGAGAAGCAGUUCAGGAGUGAAGUCAGCACAAUCGGUACUAUCCAACACGUUAAUCUUGUACGUCUUCGUGGGUUUUGUGCUCAAGGUAAAAAUAAGUUGUUGGUUUAUGAUUACAUGGCAAACGGUUCACUAGAUACCCAUCUUUUCCGUGGAAAACAAGUUUUAAACUGGGAAACGAGGUAUCAGAUUGCGCUUGGAAUUGCAAGAGGGUUGGUUUAUCUGCAUGACAAGUGCAGAGACUGCAUCAUUCACUGUGACAUAAAGCCAGAUAACAUUCUUUUAGAUGCUAAUUUCCAACCUAAAAUUGCUGAUUUUGGGCUGGCAAAGCUUGUUGGUAGGGACUUUAGUAGGGUGUUAACAACUACAAGGGGGUCAAUGGGGUAUCUAGCGCCAGAAUGGAUAUCAGGGGUUGCUGUCACAGCUAAAGCAGAUGUUUAUAGCUAUGGAAUGAUGCUUUUUGAAUUAGUCCAUGGAAAGCGAAAUGUCAUGCAUUGUGAAGAUUCAAGUAGUACAUUCUACCCAGGUUUGGUUUCAAGUGUUCUUAUGAAGGGAGGUGAUAUCCUUAGCCUGCUAGACACUAGGUUGAACAGGGAAGCUAGUGUUGAAGAAGUGACAAAGAUUUGCAAAGUUGCAUGCUGGUGUAUCCAAGAUGAGGCAGAGAGUAGGCCUGCCAUGAGUCUGGUGGAACGGAUUCUUGAAGGGGUCUCAGACAGUGUUCACAAGCACAGAACUAUUCUUCGGGUAGUGACCCCCAAUCGAAGAGUUCAUCAUCUUAAAGAUCAGUUAUUGAAAGUUGAAAGUGGGAAGCAGCAAGGAGGUUCGUGAAGGACUGAAGCAGUCUAAAUGAGUUGUAACUAUGUUCUAUUUAUGUUUCUCAUUAAAUAACAUUACGUUGAGUGAUUUAUUUGGUAUGUUCUAGAGAUCUUUGUAGUGAGUUUUCGUGUAAGAUGUAUUUCAUUUUUUGUGUUCUUAAUAUAUGCUACGAUGAAGUGGAAGUUUAAGUAUCUUGGUUGCAAUGUGAUUUUUUUUUUUUUUGG
This is a messenger RNA of Lactuca saligna, 2453 nucleotides long. Lineage: Eukaryota; Viridiplantae; Streptophyta; Magnoliopsida; Asterales; Asteraceae. The record is from the annotation of a GenBank genome assembly.